ACGAUACGAGUGGUUCCCCACCUCUCCACCCCUCCACAGAUGAUAAAGAUGCUGCGAUCAAUCACCGGCCGCGAGCAUUCUUGGCUUGGAGACAACACACGAACAGAAGGACCUUCUGUCACCAAGCUAACGGUAGCGCCCGUGAUGCGGCGAUCAGUGACCCGAAGCCCCUCUUCCCUAGGGACGGCAUUGCUCGGUGAAGCCCCCGGAAGCUUUUACCCGGCUUCCGAAUACAUGAGUAGCAACGUUAGAUCAACUACGCAUAUCAAUACUCUGUAAACCUCGAAACCUGUUCUUUCCUGCUGAACCGCAUUACUACCAGAAAGCGUGUAAAUAAGAUGACGUCCAUUGAUCAGCCACUGAACAGCAAGAUACUGCUCAUUACAGGAGGCGCAUCAGGAAUCGGUCUCUGUGUGACGAAGCAAGCGCAUGAUCUCGGCGCGCGCGUUCUUGUUGCGGAUCUCAGAACAACACCCGACUUCGAUACCUUCGCCGCGAACAAGUCAAACAUACUCUAUGUGCAGUCUGACGUGACGCGAUGGGCAGACUUCGACAAGAUCUUUAAUGCGUGCGAAAAAGAAUGGAACGACGUUCCUGAUGGGUACGCCAUCUGCGCGGGACUGUUCGAUCCGCCGUUCUCCAACUUCUGGCAAGACCCAGAAGAGGAAGGGUACAAGCAGGUCGAGGUCAAUGUGAAUCAUCCUAUCAAGUUGACAAGGCUCGCUAUCAGAAAAAGCUUAGGGAAGGGGAAGAGGGCCAGUGUUUGCAUCAUCGCAUCGGUUGCCGGGUUAUCAGGAAACAUGGCAGCACCACUCUAUUGUGCAACAAAACACGCUGUGGUCGGAUUUGUCAAGUCUAUGGGAGCGACAGAAGCGCUCACUGGUGUGAAGAUUACGACACUUUGUCCUGGCGCCGUCUAUACGCCGAUGAUGGAUGAAGCAAAGCGCAAACAAUAUUCCGUGACUACCGACACGGCAUUGACGCCAGAUGCAUGUGCGAGUUCUCUGCUAGACCUACUACAGAAGAAGGAGUAUCUGUGUGGAAGUGUACUUGAAAUCACUCAGAUAGGGACGCGACUUAUACCGGAGUGGGGUGUGGAGCCGCCGGCUGGCAAGGGUUCGGGACAGGACCUAGAUGAGAAUUUCAUGACGAACAUGCUGCAGCCUAUCAAAGAAAAGUUAGAUGUGGAGAAGGCAAAGGCUUGAGGAUGCAUAUUUGGAAGGGUUCAGAUGGAUCACGUAUAGGGAGAUACAGCAUUUAUAAACCGUGGCAAGCUCUCGACCGAACUCUCGCUACCAAGUUGGAACAAGCCCACACAAGUGAGGUGUGUAAG
Messenger RNA from Alternaria alternata, 1333 nucleotides. Its product is annotated as NAD(P)-binding protein. Gene Ontology annotation, biological process: fatty acid beta-oxidation. Gene Ontology annotation, cellular component: mitochondrion. The coding region runs from base 339 to 1205 and encodes 288 amino acids. The record is from RefSeq and is a predicted model, not a curated record. Gene Ontology annotation, molecular function: 2,4-dienoyl-CoA reductase (NADPH) activity. The transcript has 3 exons. NCBI's taxonomy places the organism in Eukaryota, Fungi, Ascomycota, Dothideomycetes, Pleosporales, Pleosporaceae.